AUGAUUCUCACAUGCACAGGUGACCCGGCCACAUGUAACCACUGCUUAGAAAAUGACUUAGCAACUUGCGAUUCCAAUCAACAACAAAUAAGCUGCUCUAACGACACCUUUCCGAACCUUGGUACCACCCAUUGCUACACAGCUGCAGCGAGAUACUUGGAAGGAGGAAACAUAAGUUCAGGAGUCGCAAGAGGCUGUGGAAACUGCACUGGUUAGUGCCAAUAUUUACGCCCGAUAUUUAACCAUAAACAACACAUUUUUUUAAAAAAGAAAGAUGAAAAACUCUUCAGCAGCUCUCGGCGAUGAUGUAUUGUUUUCCAGCACCAAUGUAUUUUGCACAAUGAAAUUACAGCCAAUUAUUUCCCAUUUCAUGCUCUCUGUGUCCCUCACAUUCUUUGUUUCUAAUAAUUAACUUGACAUAUUCAAUACACGGUCAAUGAGUAAAAACGUUGAAUAGGCGUAAAAUCCGUUUUAAUAACGGCCUUCAACUUUUUUUUUACAGGAAACACUGGCCUACAGUUUAAAACGGCCUUCGACCAGUUCUUUAGUAAUGAGACCGUGGACCUCAGUUCAUUUGACAUUCAGUGUUGUCAAGCUAACGGCUGCAAUAACCAGAGUGUUGUUCCUCUGCCUUCUCCCACAGUUGCUCCGUCAGCUUCCACCAACCCCACCGUAAAGCUGACGAGUAGCACCAACAUCACCCCUAGCAGCCACGCCUGCCGAUUUUACCCCUUCACCGGAAUACUUGCCUCUGUAUUCAUUGCCCUGAAUGUGUCUUUGAAAAAUCUGUAG
Messenger RNA from Porites evermanni, 792 nucleotides. The record is from the annotation of a GenBank genome assembly. Lineage: Eukaryota; Metazoa; Cnidaria; Anthozoa; Scleractinia; Poritidae.